AUGUUUUUAACGAUUAUAACAAACAUAUCUUGUUGUUUUUUCUUUAGAUUUUAUGAAAGUGAUAACUCAGAAGUAGCCGAUGAAGCAAAUGUCUUACCCAAAAAGAAUUUAAAAAUCCCAACUAAAAGUUUUGAAGAAAUUAGUGAAAGUUCAUCUGAUCUUGAUCCAACUUUAAUUUGUGAUAAUUUUUCAUAUAGUGAUAAUACUUUGCUGUUAGAGAUACCAUCUAAUCAUAAAACAACCAUCUCUAAUAAAUUCAACAUUAAACUUGAACCAAGUGAUGUGAAAAUAAAAUUUGAUAAUUCACAAUUUAAUGCAAAAAUAAGUUGUAAUGAUAUUUUAAUAGUUUGGGAUGAAAUAAUAGAAGAUUCAGAAAACGUUAAAAAAAAGAACGGUAGUAUAAAAGGAGAAUUUUUCUAUAACGAAUAUGGAAAGAAACCAAGAAAUUUUCUAAUUGAGGGUAAAAUUAAUUACUUUUUUGAUUCAAAGACUUCCAAGUAUUCCAAAAUAACUGGGAUGAUGCAUUCAACACUUUGUAUAGAAAAUAAAAAAAUUGAGAGUGACUUAAUAAUUGAUGCUGAAUUAGAUGUUCAAUAUAAAAAUGAUUCUUGCACAAUUGAAGGUGAAAUUAAUCUUAAUUUUGCUUCUAAAUAA
Messenger RNA from Hepatospora eriocheir, 654 nucleotides. The record is from the annotation of a GenBank genome assembly. Lineage: Eukaryota; Fungi; Microsporidia; Hepatosporidae.